GGGAGGUUAAUGAGCCAAGCCACCGGGCCGUCUGCCAAACAUGAGCGUCAAUGCAAUGAGCCUGACUGCAUUACCACUGAGCUCUCUAUAAUUAUACACUCUAUUGCAGGUAUGGGGAGGGAAAAAAGUUAGAGAGUGUCAGGGAGCACUUGUGAAGGAAGAAGGGAAGAGAGGAGGGGUGCGGUGGUGAGAUCAAGCGAGCCGGGGAGAGAGAAUGCUAUGACAGAGCGCUAGAAAGUGAGAGAGGGAGCGGGAGCGAGGGAGGGAGGGAGCAAAGAGGCGUUUAGAGAGUGAAAAGAAGGAGAGGCAGGGACUGGGUGAAUAGAGGAAAGGCUGAGCGGUAGCAAGGAAGAAGAUACAAAGUGGAUAUUUCUAUAUGCCCGCCACUGCCGCCAACCCGAUCCAAUGAGCGACCUCUCCAGUUGCAGAGACGCUCAAGCACCCGGCGAGCGUCAAAUUUUCGCCGCAGCAGAUAUCCAUCACAAGAGAUCCCUCACACGACCUCAAACGGGAUCAGAUUCCUGAUAUAGAACAAGGAGAGGAAGAAAGCAGUACAAAAUCCAUCCAUCAUCUCUGCUCAGCUGCUCAACAAAAUCACGGUGAGCAUCUUCAAUCCCGAAAAAUUGCCAGUGAUCUAACAGUGAUGCUGUGCCACAGCCUCCCUCUCGGUCUGUGCCCCCCAUUUUCCCGUGAGGCCCAUGUGACCUAGCCUACGCCCACACACAGGGGGCACCCACUGCCGCUGGAGCCCACCCAUGAAUCCCAGCCCUGACCGCGGCAAAGAGUGCCUCCCUCCCAAGAAGAGGGAGUCUCGGCAAGAACACUACCUUCCUCCGCCAGAUGAAUUCAAGCCCCCCGUGCCAUUUCGGAUUAGGACCAACGCAGGGCGAGGGGAGAGCAGCAGGGAGGUCGGGGAAAGGCAGAGAGCUCUAACGACCCCAAACCCUCAUCUCCUCCACACUCCUCCCCCCCUACCUGCACCGGCACCCCUGCCUAUGCCAUGGCCCUUGAGCUACACGUCGUCUGUGUCCCUUCCACUCUUUCAAGGGCACGUUGUGGAAAGGAGGGGUUCCGGGUCUCCCGCUUGGAGAGAUGAAACGCUCUCAACACCACUGCCUCACCACUCCAGGUGGCUUCGAGCCGAAACGCCCCUUUCCUCCCCGUCCUCUACUUGCUCUUUUAAGACUCCCUUCCCAGCUGAUUCACGAGAGAUGUGGUCUUAUAUUAACAGCGCCCGACGAGAUUACAGCCCCUCCAUCUUCUCCCCAUCCUACUUGUUCGGCCAUACUUCUCUCUACCCUCAAGAGCCAAGUUUAGUCGACGCCAGAAACAGAUACCUGGGCAAGAGGCCCAAUGGACUGGAUGGGCCGGGCAGCAGGACUGCCCCCUCCCCCAGGCAUUUGCUCCCAGGUGAUUACGGACAUGAUAGUAUCAGAAAUAGACUGGAUGCGAGUCCGCAAAGCUCACAUACGAAUGGUGGGCGGAGACCGCAGGAAGAUCUGACUCCUCAAUCCGGAGGCCUGUUUUUUUCAGACUCUAAAACUCAGGAGGACCACGAGCCACAUUCCUCACUGCAGGAGAGACAUCGGCAGAGAAUCCCGACCGCCCCCCACCCUCUGGGACAAGACCCCAGGGCAGGUAGAGAGGGAUUACCCAACACCGUGGGGGGCCCGGCAGCUCAAGCUCACCUCUACUACUCUUUGGGAUCUGUCAACCAGCCGAGCCCUCAGGCCUCCCAGUCCUACCCACCCUACAGUCCCUCAGGAUCGCCAUUGUAUAACCUACAAGUAGAGCCAGGCCCAAAGAAGCACAAUCCAAGGAGCUCCCCCAACUCGCCACAGGGUCUAGUGAACAGCCAUGACAGGUCCCCAAAAGGCCUUGACAGAGACCAAGACAAAGACAGAGAAAAGACUCUGCAUAGGGACAGGGAGCGAGGUAAAGACAAAGAGAAGCACCUGAAAUAUAACAGGGAUCACGUUCACACCUCACCCCCUGCACUUCACCCGUCUCCCCCCGCGCUCCUACCUCACUUCACCAAGGGUUCGCUCAUUGAGCUGGCCGGCGGGCAGUUGAAACAGGUGGAGGAGCUGCAGACGGAGGACUUCUUGAGGAGUGCUGAUACGUCCCCAGAGUUCCAUCUCAGCACCUGCACGGUUUUGCUCAUUUCCCCCAGCAGCGCACAGGGUGUCAGCCAACUGCAGGUCCACCUCACAGACCGCAACACUCAGGAGUUACUGAAGGUCUUGGUGGAGUACCCAUUCUUCGUCCAGGACCAAGGCUGGUCUUCGUGCUGCCCUCGGAGAACCACUCAACUCUAUGGCCUUCCCUGCCGCCAGCUUACAGAGGGGGACGUCUGCCUUGCUCUCACUCCCACACCCAAACAACUCCACCGGACUCAUGUGCGUUCCUCCUCCAGAGUCCAACGCACCCAACACCUUCCCAGGGCUGCGGCAGGAGGGUCGAGCAGCUCGCACAGCGAAAAAAUGCCACCUCCUCCGCCUCCUCCCCCUCUCCCCCAACACCCGCCCCCUACCGGGCUACCCCACACGGCGGCUGCAAAACCUCAGACUCAGGAGCUCGGGCGACCUCGGAAACGACGCUGGUCAGCCCCUGAUGUCGUUCCCUCGACAGGAACUGAUGAAAGCCUCCUGGAUUUACCUCAAGGCUCCAAGCUGAUGAAGUGGCAGUAGAAAACUUGCACAUGCACACCUUCACCAACAGUAAGCACAUGUAUACACGCCAUGUCUCUGUUGCUCCCGCUAGGGUUGCAGGUAUGGAAAAGAAAAAGAAUAAUAAUAAAAAAAAAAAAAUUACGGGUGUUCACACUGCUGCCCUCGGGCUUAAAUAUUGCUACUUGUUGCACCCCCCUCCCCUUUCUUUUGUUUCCCUUUCCUUUCCUUGGCAGCGGAAGAAUUAGCCACUGAAAGAUGUCUGGGUGGCUUCUUGCAGACACACUGAAGACAUUAGUGGGACAAUCAAGCACUCGUCUGCCCGUGUUUAUGUAACGGUCGUCCCACACACGUAUUUACCGACAGUGUGUCCUGCAGGGUAUCAAGUUCAAUCAGUGUUAUGAAAGUAAGCGCUAUUCAUACAUUGCACACAUAUAAGUAAUAUAUAUAUAUAUAUAUAUAUAUAUAUAUAUAUAUAUAUAUAUAUAUAUAUAUAUAUAUAUAUAUAUAUAUAUAUAUAUAUAUAUAUAAUAAAUAUAUAUAUAUAUAUAUAUAUUUAUUAUAUAUAUAUAUAUAUAUAUUAUAUAUAUAUAAUACGUAUAUAUAUAAUACGUAUAUAUAUAAUACGUAUAUUAUCACGAGGGUCGCGGGCGUGCUUACAAAAAAGUUACUAAAUAUCUUACAUGUGUACAGUGAGUAUGCUAAACAGACUUAAUGCAAUCUUGUCCAGAUACGUUGUGUUCGACUUCUUUCUUUUUUUGCUUCUCAACCAUUGUGUACUCGUCGGUCUGGGCCGGCAAGAUGAAUGUAAGAGCGCAAGCAACUCUUUGCCUUCUUUGAAUUUGAUCACCUUCAACGAGUUGUUUGUCAAGGCAUUACUCUCCAAUAUGUUCUUAACAUUAUCUCUGAGAAGAGAUGGAAGAACACUAAUGAAAACCGCGUAUGAGACAAUCAUGCCCACACGGACAGAUGUGUACCAUAGCCUUCAUGCUGAUUUUCCAUUAAAAGCUGAAAAAUGGAAAGAAUGCAGUGAGGCAGAAGAGUCAUGGUGCUAAUAACACGUUGGAACAUGAUGCUUUGUGGAUACGCACGACCCUUGUGUACUGUACACUUGUGUUUCCAUUUCAUUGUUGCGUACUGUAUGCAGUAUGUCUGAAAGCAGGGAAAAUGACGAAAGUAUUUUAAACUCUGAUACGGGUAUCUCUUCUGAUUCAGCACACUCUUUUCACUUUAGUUCUUUUUUGUGACUAAACCAUCCCUGUUAAUUAUUGCUUCUAAAUGUCAUAGCUACAAAAUGUAUAUUUUUUAAAAUCGUGAAUUUGUUCUAUGAUGUUCGCUAGAAAUAAAUGGAAAACAAAAAUGCUUCAUA
Molecule: messenger RNA, 4038 nt
Organism: Syngnathus typhle (broad-nosed pipefish)
Lineage: Eukaryota; Metazoa; Chordata; Actinopteri; Syngnathiformes; Syngnathidae
Exons: 4
Coding region: 756-2690 (644 amino acids)
Biological process (GO): negative regulation of transcription by RNA polymerase II; nervous system development
Cellular component (GO): nucleus
Molecular function (GO): RNA binding; protein binding
Source: RefSeq, a predicted model, not a curated record